AUGGCCGAGCCCAAGCAUCAAGCCUUCUUCGAAUCACUUCUGGCCAAAUUUGUCAAGGAAUGCGGCGGGUUUGGAAAUGGUGCCACAGUGCUGAAGAUCGUGAAGGAGUACUGGAAAUCGCGAGAAGAACAAGGGCGGAACGGCGUGCAUUCGGAAUUCCUGACAGACGCUCACGUUUUGUUGAUAUGA
Molecule: messenger RNA, 189 nt
Organism: Penicillium longicatenatum
Lineage: Eukaryota; Fungi; Ascomycota; Eurotiomycetes; Eurotiales; Aspergillaceae
Product: C6 transcription factor
Exons: 1
Coding region: 1-189 (62 amino acids)
Source: RefSeq, a predicted model, not a curated record